Cyanidioschyzon merolae strain 10D is the source of this 426-nucleotide messenger RNA. RefSeq lists its product as hypothetical. The transcript has a single exon. The coding region runs from base 1 to 426 and encodes 141 amino acids. Gene Ontology annotation, cellular component: EKC/KEOPS complex. The record is from RefSeq and is a predicted model, not a curated record. Lineage: Eukaryota; Rhodophyta; Bangiophyceae; Cyanidiales; Cyanidiaceae.
AUGGUUGCGAGUGCUAGUGAAAGUGAAGCUGAAGUGGACCUGUUUGAGGAGAGCGCGAGUGAUCAGGAGCAAGCGCUACCAGUGGCUGAAGCAGAAGCGACGGCGGCGGUACAGCGACUAGUUCCUCACGAGCACCGCCCAGAGGCCCCGCAGUGCUGUUACGUUCUGGAGAUCGCAUUUCAGACACCAAAGCACGCUUCAUGGGUGCUUCGCUCCCUCGAACUGGAUCCAGAGCUUCGACCUAGACUCGUGGAGAGGCACCUUGAGGUCACUGGCAAUCAGUUGCGCGUCGCGUUUCGAGGCUGGGACCGCCGCGUUUGUCGCAAAGCCAUCAACGCCUUUCUCGACUCGCUACAUACUUCCGUUGACGUCCUCGAACGAUUUCAAUCAGGAGAUAGACCUUGGGAAUCCGGGGCUAGUGGUUAA